This is a messenger RNA of Rhopilema esculentum, 3279 nucleotides long. The record is from RefSeq and is a predicted model, not a curated record. Lineage: Eukaryota; Metazoa; Cnidaria; Scyphozoa; Rhizostomeae; Rhizostomatidae.
AUGAGCAAAACUCAACAAGUGCAAAGGAAAACACAGCCUUUCAAAAGACAUGUUAGGCCAAUUACAACAAAAUCAGUGAAUAAAGCACAAAGUGAUUCUGAUUCAGAUUUUGAUUACCUUUAUGCUGUGAAACAGAAGAAAAAACCUGGUAACGCUGUUACUGCCAAAAUCAGUGAUUACAAAUGUGAUUUACUUGUGGACACAGGAGCCUCAGUAAAUAUUCUUGAUGAAGAAACAUUUAGUCAGAUACCAUCAGAUCCUAAAUUAGAGAAAACAACAGUUAAAGUGUACCCAUACAACAGCAACAGCCCUGUGACAUUGUUAGGAAAAUUCCAAGCCACUGUGGAGACCAAAAAGCGCAUUACUGUAGCCACAUUUUAUGUCACAGAAGGGAACUCUGGUUCACUAUUAGGUUCAGAGACAUCCCAAGAACUUGGUCUUGUUACAUUUCAUAUCAAUCCAAUGGUUUCAAAAGUGAAAGAUAAAAAUGUGAAACCACAAAUUGCUUCCACCUGCUCAUGGAUUCCUAUCAGAUCUACCCAUGAUAAAUCAGUUGAUGCUGCUUUACUUGCAAAUAAAGAAAUUUUUAGAGGAAUAGGAAAGUUAGAUGGAGUUCAAAUUAAAUUAAACAUUGAUGAAAAUGUAACUCCAGUUGUUCAAAAUACCAGACGCAUACCAUUCCACAUCAGAAAGCAAGUAGAAGAAGAAUUGCUAAGUCUGGAAGCACAAGGAAUAAUAGAGAGAGUGCCAGAGGGGCAAGCAACCCCUUGGAUAUCCCAGAUAGUUGCAGUACCAAAGAAGGACAAUAAGUCAAUUCGGAUUUGUGUUGAUAUGCGUUCAGCAAACACAGCCAUAAAAAGAGUUAGGCAUGUCAUGCCCACAGUUGACGAAAUUAUGGUACAAUUAAAUGGAGCCAAAUUCUUUUCAAAGAUUGACCUUAGUCAAGCUUACCAUCAAUUAGAAUUGCACAAAGAUAGCAGAUAUAUCACUACAUUCAGCACGCACAUUGGUUUAUUCCAAUACAAAAGAUUGAACUAUGGCACGAAUGCAGCUGCUGAGUUAUUUCAACAUACAUUACAAGAAGCUUUAAAGGGUAUAGAUAAUGUCAGAAACUUAGCAGAUGAUAUUAUCAUUUUUGGCAAAACCAGAGCAGAGCAUGAUAAAGCAUUGAAUGAAUGUCUUGCAAGAUUAAAGGCAAGAAAGCUCACAAUAAACAGAGACAAAUGUAAAUUUUUACAACCAGAACUUUCAUUCUUUGGUAUGGUAUUUUCAGAAGAUGGUGUCAAGCCAGAUCAAAAGAAGAUUGCAGAUUUAGUAGAUGCUCCUAUACCAAACAAUGCAUCAGAAGUGAGAAGUUUAUUAGGAAUGGCAAAUUUCAGUGCAAAGUUCAUACCAAAUUUUGCAGAUAUAACAGAACCACUGAGAAGAUUAACUCACAAAAACAUUGUAUUCAAAUGGGAGAAAGAACACUCACAAGCAUUUAAGAAACUCAAAGAUGUUCUGACAGACAGUCCAGUUAUGACAUAUUUUGAUAUUGAAAAAGAAACAUACCUGAUUGUAGAUGCCAGUCCCAUUGGUAUUUCUGCAAUUCUUGCACAAUCAAACAAAGAUGAGCCUCAAAAAGUGAUUGCAUAUGCCAGUAGAGCACUUACCCCUGUGGAGCGUCGAUACUCACAAACUGAGAAAGAAGCACUUAGUAUUGUGUGGGGUACUGAGCAUUUUCAUAUGUAUCUUUAUGGAAAAAGUUUCAACCUGAUAACAGAUCACAAGCCUUUGGAGGUGAUUUAUGGGAACCCUAAAUCAAAACCAUCAUUACGCAUUGAAAGAUGGGUGCUCCGCUUACAGCAAUAUUGUUUCAAAGUUAUUUACAAGCCUGGAAAAGAUAAUCCGGCUGACUUCAUGUCAAGAUAUCCUACAACAGUCAGUGUCAAAGAAAACAUGGCAGAUGAGUAUGUGAGAUAUAUAACAAUAAAUGCGAUACCAAAAGCCAUGACCAUAGAAGAAGUACAAAGAGAGACAGAAAAGGAUGGGACACUCCAAGCAGUCAUAAAAGCAAUUAAAACAGGAGAUUGGAGUAACCAGUUUUUAGUACCUUACAAGUUAGCCAAAGAUUCAUUGACAAUAAAUCAUGCAAAUGGAAUUAUUUUGCGGGGAAACCAAAUUGUCAUGCCUAAAUCACUAUGGAAAAGAUCAGUAAAACUAGCUCACGAGGGUCACCAGGGCCUUGCUAAGACUAAAGCCCUGAUCAGAGAAAAAGUUUGGUUUCCAUUUAUUGAAAAAUUGGUAACAGAAGAGAUUAAUAGCUGUUUACCUUGUCAAGCAGUGGGAACACAAAAAGCACCAGAACCAUUGCGAAUGAGACCUAUGCCAUCUGGACCUUGGAAAAAACUGCAUAUUGACUUUUAUGGACCACUUCCAAGUAGUGAGUAUGUACUUGUUAUUGUAGAUGCUUAUUCUAGAUUCCCCAUAACAGAAAUUGUAAAAUCUACUGCUGCUUCAACCAUUAUUCCAAAAUUAGAUCAAGUUUUUGCAAUGCAUGGACUUCCUGAAGAAAUAGUAACAGACAAUGGUCCACCAUUUAAUGGUGAUGAUUUUAAAAGAUACUUGAUGACUCUAGGAAUAAAGUUUGACCCUUCUACACCAUUAUGGCCCCAAGGGAACUCAGAGGUAGAGAGAUUUAACCAACCUCUAGGAAAAGCAAUUAGAGCUGCAUGUAUAGAAAAUAGAAAUUGGAGACAAGAACUUCAAAGAUUUUUAUUGAGUUAUAGAUCCACCCCACAUGCAACCACAAAGAUUGCACCUUCAGAACUGUUAUACAAUAGGGUCAUUAGAGGGAAACUACCUUGUUUAAUCAAGACAAGUAAAUCUAAAAGACACAGAGAAGCUCAGGAAAAUGAUGCAGUAGGGAAAGAGAAGAUGAAAAGCUAUGCAGACAAAAGAAGACACACAAAGAUUUCUGAUAUCAAAGUUGGUGAUACAGUUUUGUUAAAACAAGAUAAAAAGAACAAGUUUUCUGCAAACUUUGAAAGCACUACUUACAAAGUUAUAUAUCGUAAAGGUUCCAGAGUAACAGCAGAAAGACAAGAUGGAAGGAAAGUCACUAGAAAUAUUAGCUUUUUCAAAAUGUUUAGUAAGAAAGAUGAUGAUGAUGAUGAUUUGUCUGAUGAUGACAAUCACAAAAGAACAGAAACAGUCGAAGAGAAUAACAGAGAAAACAGAUAUCCUCUUAGACAAAGGCGAAUGCCUGAAAGAUAUGGAACAGUUGUAGCAACAGACUAG